Messenger RNA from Mugil cephalus (flathead mullet), 2463 nucleotides. RefSeq names its product thioredoxin-related transmembrane protein 1 (gene tmx1). The coding region runs from base 87 to 971 and encodes 294 amino acids. NCBI's taxonomy places the organism in Eukaryota, Metazoa, Chordata, Actinopteri, Mugiliformes, Mugilidae. The record is from RefSeq and is a predicted model, not a curated record. The transcript is spliced from 8 exons.
AAACCGGAAGUGAGCGGCUGAUUGACGUACGGCGUGUCUGCUCCCCGCUAGGUUUAGGGCUAGCAGCAACUACGGUCACCACAACAAUGUUUUCUCCACCAACAAAACGCGGCUCGUGGACAUGCCUUCUUUUCCUGUGGAUAUAUUUGACGUCGGUCGCUGCCAAGUCGGACAGCCUCAAAGAACUAACCGACAGCAACUGGGAGGAAAUCCUGACAGGAGAAUGGAUGAUUGAAUUCUACGCACCGUGGUGUCCAGCAUGUCAGCAGCUGCAGCCGGUGUGGAAGGAGUUUGCGGACUGGGGGGAGGACAUGGGAGUCAACAUAGCCAAGGUGGACGUGACAGAGCAACCUGGUCUGAGCGGGCGAUUCAUCAUAACCUCACUUCCUACCAUUUACCAUUGUAAGGAUGGGAUCUUCCGGAAAUACCAAGGAGCUCGCACCAAAGAAGACUUCCUCAGCUUUGUUGAUGAGCAGAAAUGGGCUACUCUGGAGCCAGUCUCCUCCUGGUUCGGACCGUCCUCAUUUUUGAUGAAUUCAAUGUCUGCUCUGUUCAAGCUCUCCAUGUUCAUCCGGCGUUGUCACAACUACAUGACGGAUCAGAUGGGGAUUCCUGUUUGGGGUUCUUACGUUAUCUUUGGCCUGGCCACUCUGUUCUCCGGCCUCGCUUUGGGUCUGUUGUUGGUGUUCAUCGCAGAUUUCGUUUUCCCUUCACGCCGAUUUUCUUCGUCUGAUUACUACCAGAAGAAGCAGAGCAUGGACCAGGCCCGGUUACUGCAGCAGCAGGAGGAAGACCAGGAGGCCGACGGCGAGGAAGACGACGAGGAGGAGGAGGAAGACGAGGACGACGUCUGGAGGAGGAGGAGAGGGUCUCCCGAAGGCCGCCCAGAACCCAAGGGCCAGGGCUUCUCCGACGAAGCCCUGAGGAAGAGGAUGGUGGUGAACCGUGAGGAGGACGAGGAGGACACAUAGAGAGGCGGCGCGGAGCUUCACGUGGCCCCUCCUUUCCAUACGAGCUCCGUGGAGUCGGAGGAGCAGCAGCAGCAGCAGCAGCGUUUAGAGCAGGGAGUCCAAAAAUUACCCUCUUCCUCCUCCUCCAGAAAACACCUCGCUUCUUCUAUUCUCCCUCCUUUCCUCGUUUUUUAAAAACAGGAGCACUUCAGACUGUCUCCACCUGAGCAGCAGGCUCCGUCCGGAUCAAACCAACAACAACAACAACAACAAAUCCUGACACCCGUUCCUUUUCCCCCUCUGGAAACAAAUCUUCCGGCUGAGGUUUAAAAGUAUGAAGUGCGGUCCGGCUGGAUUUUGCGAUGCUGUUUAUGCUAUGCAUUGUUUUUUAAACGACGUGUGUGUGUGUGUGUUAACUAUAUUUUUUAUCUCGGAAUGAUCACACCAGGCUUAAAGGUUUAUGUUUAAAAUUUCACUCUUCAGUCCGAGCGCAUAAAGUCUCCACAACAAUCCCGCACCAUUCCACUUUAUCCAGUUCCUCCCUAAGAUUUCAGUCCUGAGUUCAUUUCUCUCGUGCAGGAUUUAAACUGCUACACAAUAAAUAAAUAAAUUAAUCUGUCACCAGUUGUUUUUAAUGUGAAACAACUGCUGGCAGUAAGAAAGACGGAGACAUUAUUUGUCCCUUGUGCAUAUUGUAAUUAGAGUAAAUGCUAAAUUUAAAUAUAUUGGAAACAUCUGGAUUUAGUUAGCACAGGUACAUAUGGGGCAGGAACCCUUUCUGAUAGCAUCAGUGCUUCGCUCCACAGUGACUUAACUGAGCUGCACUGCUGUUACCACUUCUCCUUCUUCUUCUUCUUCUAAUAAAGGAACUCAUAAUCUGUCUAAAUAAAAAAGGCCUGGUGAGCGUCGUCGUGUAGAUACGUCCCCGUAAUGUAUCAUCAGUCUGAUAAACCAUGUGAUUUUUAUGUUCAGUUUUCUAAUGUUUACGUGUGUGUGAUUGUAAAAAGGACUUGUGCUAAUAAAAAGCGCAGGAUGUGCAUGACGUGAUGAUGUGGCUGUGGAGCAGAUCAGUGACGGGAGUGAUGGGACUCAACAAAAGGGAGGCCUCGUUAUCAGUAAUCUUUAAUCUUUUCAAUCACUUUGAGAUUAGUUUAUCUGCAUUCACCUGACACCGAGCUCUGUCUCUCUUUUCUCCAUGUGAGCUGUGUUUUAAUGCACAUUUCACUUUUUGGUGACACGCAAAAUGACAUCUAAUGGAGUUUUAUUUUGCUUUUUAGCCCCCCCCCCUCAAAAAACCUCAAAUCCAUUUGGUGAUGUUUGAAACUGGUUGUAAAUCUUUUUUUGUUUUGUUUGUUUAAUUCUUUUUUUUUUUUUUAACCUGAGCAGUAUUUAAGGCUUGUAGCAUUCUUACUUUACCCUGAGCCGGUCGUGCUCCUCAAUGAUUCUUUGAAUAAAAACGGUUAAAAAAAAAACAACAAAACAAAAAAAAUAAAAAAGAGACGUCUCUGUUUUA